Messenger RNA from Lineus longissimus, 2122 nucleotides. RefSeq names its product low-density lipoprotein receptor class A domain-containing protein 3-like. The record is from RefSeq and is a predicted model, not a curated record. Gene Ontology annotation, molecular function: protein binding. The coding region runs from base 315 to 1355 and encodes 346 amino acids. NCBI's taxonomy places the organism in Eukaryota, Metazoa, Nemertea, Pilidiophora, Heteronemertea, Lineidae. The transcript has 9 exons.
GAGUGUACGUCUGCCUGUAUCAGCAAGUUGCAUCUGUGGACUCCAUCCUUUAAAGUGCACUGGCUUCAAUGAUAUCAAUUGAAUGAAGUCAAUUCUCUUGCUUGAAUCAAAUCUAUGCUUUCCCACUCUGAUGCAGUUCUCUCAAUCUCAUUAUGUAGUACCAAAAACACACUGUAGGUGUCAGCAGUACCUAAUUGAUUGAUUCAUCUAGUGCUUGUACAAUCAUCUCGUAGGAGAAGACGAUUCUGCAGAAUAAUCGGAUACAUCGCCACGAUGGCCCAGUUUUCUUCGUGCCGCUAAACGUUGAUUAGAAGAUGGAUCCUGGACGAAGAAAUUGUAAUCGCCACAAACCAUACAAGUGUGCGAAUGGUCAGUGCACAAAAGGACCAGCAAAUUGCCAUUCUUCACGCCAUUGUAAGGCGUACCCACUCAACCCACGCAGAUAUCAAUGUCCGGAGGGAAAUUGUGUGCGAUUUGAUUACCACUGUAUACGACCCUGCGGCUUCGAACAAACUGACACAUCAUCGAACACACCAGUACGCCAUAGAUACAAGUAUGACUACCAAUGUCCGCACUUCCCCCUGAAAUGUGGACGCAGCCCAUCAGAUUGUCCAUCACACUGUAGCUACCCGGAUGCCUAUACAUGUCCCGUGACAGGAGAAUGUAAACCAAACUUUCAUUGGUGUGAGAGCUGCUCAGAGUUUCGCUGUGAUAAUGGCGUCUGUUACCAACGCAACCAAAAAUGUGAUAAACUGAAUGACUGUGGCGAUUGGUCCGAUGAGAAAUACUGUGACGGCUCAGAGAACCCCGAACUUCACCCAAUAGCAACCACACGUAGUCCAGAUGGAUUUCUGCAGCCAUGGUCAAUAGUAAUGAUAUCAAGCGGGGUGAUACUGCUGAUGUUGGCCACUAUCUAUAUGAUACUGAGACGAUACGGGCCAAUCUGUCGGAGGGGACGUCUACUAUCAAAUCAAAAUUCGCCCCAGAUACGCUCUUCCUGCACGUAUGCAAAUGACCCGUCAAUGUGCCUCUGGAACAACUCGGUAGAGGGUGCUCGCCUCUCGUACAUUCCUCCCCAAGACAGUCCGACGUCGUUCAUCCUUUCCAGAGCUGCUAGGUCACAUUUCCGGGAAACGCCUGCCAAUCCUCCAUCAUAUCUGGACGUGAUGGCAUCUGAGCAAUAUAGUCCAUUCCCUGAGGAUUCUUAUUCACCGCCAAGUUACAGUGAGGCAGUACUGGCAGCAGCAUCAGAUCACCGUGGGGUGACUGAACCUAGCUUCAAGAGACUAACACCCUCCAUGGCAACCACUCAAACUAACUACAGCCCUAACCCAGCGACAGAGACGAUUGUUUGACGUUGGUCUCCCGGCUUGGCAGCUACGAAAUACCACCACAGCCGUAACCCACCGAUGGAGACUGUGGUUUGACCUCAGUCGCGUUGUUUUGUAAUGCUCAUAUGUUUCAAAAAGAGAACUUUGAACAGUUGGAAGGAGACGUAUCAGUAUAGUUUUCAAAUGUUUCAUAGAUGUCACUGGUGCCAUUUGUCCUUGAAAAGAAUGAAAAGUGAAAUGGUUUUUUAUAGUGGAAGGAACUCAUUUUCUAGUUCGUGGUGCUAAUAUCAUACAUGUAUGAAAAGAUUAGCAGUUGAUGAAAAGCUUUAACACUUAUAAUAUGCUGUACAGAAUUUUCAAUACAAUUUGUGUGUGUUUAUGUACAAAUCAUGUAUACAUUGUAAUGUAUAGUGUAACCAUUUUAGACUGAGACAGUGUGCGAGUGUUGAUAUGUGGGAGUCCACAAUGUCGCUUAGAGUAAAUGUGCCAUAGUGUUUUAGUGAGCACAAUGGCUCCUGGCUGUUUCAUUUAUCUUUAUACUGUAUCCAAUAGACAUUUCAAUUGGACGUCUUUGUCAAUACAUGUAUUCUUGAUAUCUGUUUGUUCUUUGUUGAAUUUUCUUUAAAUGUCAAAUUUUACACUUUUCAGAUUUUCUGUAAGCCUAGCGCUAUAAAUUUUUAUCUCGUGCAUUUAUGACAUUGUUGUUCUCCCCUAUUUUAUGAUUAUAUGAAAAGUCUGUUACAAUUCUGUUUAGCUGUCAAAUAUAUAUCUGGUGAAGUCCCCUUUAAAUC